AUGGUGGAGCUGGGAUCGAUGGCCCUGGAGGAGCUCGAAAGGAGCAAUGUGAUAAGCUGGGCGAGAGCUCCACCAAGAACAGCAGCAAGAUCUGGUGGAGCUCUCUUGUGGGGUCGCGAGGAGCUCCAGCGGGCAUUGGAUCGAGUGGAGCAGCUGGGGGGAAUCCACCACAUCUCUCUCUCCGUAUUUGCAGCGCUCCUCCGCCAGUGCGGGAACGUGAGAGCCUUGAAGGAAGGCCGGAGAGUUCACGCUUCACUGGCUAUGGUAGCGGCGGAUUCGAGCUCGACCUUCUGGGCGAAUCUUCUCAUCCAAAUGUAUGGGAAAUGUGGAUCCAGCGAGGAUGCGCGGGAUGUUUUUGACAAGCUAGGCCAUCUUCGCAACUCUUACUCGUGGACCAUUCUUCUCACUGCAUAUACCCAAACCGGGCAUUUAUCAGAGGCGAACUUUGUGUAUGAAAGAAUGCCUUGUUUUAACGUAGUUGCAUGGACGAUUUUAAUCACUGCAAACGCCAAGCACGGUAACGUACUCGACGCAAAGAAAAUCUUCGACGCCAUGCACGAAAGGAAUCUUGUUUCCUGGAACGCAUUGCUAACCGCAUAUGCCCAAAAAGAAUAUCGCAAAGAGGCAGUGAGGAUGUUCUCUAAGCUGGAUCAAGAGGGAGAAAGGCCCAACGAGAUUACUCUCACCAGCGUUCUCGAGGCCUGUUCGGAUCCAAGCUCCAUAUAUCUUGGAAGAACCCUCCAUAGCAUCGUCUCUGGAGACGAGGAGCUUAGCAAGAGCGUGGUGGUGUCCACGGCACUCGUGAACAUGUACGCACAGUGCGGUCGAUCGAUCGAAGCCCGCAGUGUUUUCGACACGAUGGCGACCAGGAACUCCGUCACUUGGACGUCAAUGAUCUCCGCCUAUGCUCGAAACGGUCAGAGCUCGCAAGCACUGCUCAUGCUCGAUCUCAUGGACGUGGAAGGGAUCGAGGCAAGCGACGCUACUUUCGUGUGUGCCAUUCACGCUUGUGCGAACUUACGAGAUCUCUCCAUCGCCCUCGUCGUCCACGACGCGAUGAAAACCUCUGGAAGCUCACACUUGCACGACCUCAAGGUGGAAAAUGCCAUAGUCGACAUGUAUUCGAAGUGCGGCAGCCUCGAUCUCACACAAGAGAUGUUUGAUGCCAUGGGCGACAGAAAUGUGAUCUCCUGGAGUGCUCUCAUCGCUGCCUACGCACAGAGCGAUCGAUCCAUCUACGACGCGCACCACGCAAUCCGGCUCUUCUUGCAAAUGGAUCUUGAAGGGAUGGAUCCCAACGAGGUAACGUCGGUGGCAGCAUUGGAUGCUUGCUCCAAGCUUGCAUCGGUGGAACUCGGGAAGACCAUCCAUGCAAACAUCAUCGUCCAUGAUGUGGUGGUGGCAACUGCGCUCGUCAACAUGUACGCUAAGUGUGGGACUCUCCACGAAGCUUGGAAAGUUUUCUCGUCGUUUCCACAGCAAGAACACGAUACCAUUCUUUGCAAUGCAAUGCUCACGGCCUUUGUCCACAAUGGCUGCGAGAAGCUGGCGAUUGAAACCUUUCGAUCCAAUCUGGAGCUCCAGGGAAUCCGACCCACUUCCGUGACCUUCAUUGCCGUGCUCCUGGCCUGUGCUCGAGCUGGCCUUGUGGGAGAUGGAUGGAGCUACUUUGUUUCGCUAAAAUGUGACUAUGGGAUCACUCCCAGCGUGUUUCAUUACGAGUGCAUGUUGGAUCUGCUGGGACGAGCUGGGCUUGUGUGUGAUGCCGAGGAACUUACGAACAAUAUGCCCAUGGUUCCAGACUCCACAGCAUGGUUGAGUGUUUUAUCGUCAGCUUGUAGGAGUGAUCCAAAUGUUGCAGACAGAGUUUCUCAAAAUGUGGAUCUCGACGAUCCUGUAGCUUAUGUUCUUCUGGCAAACACUUGGAGGAACACCUUAGGAAGCCUUGAGGAUUGA
This is a messenger RNA of Selaginella moellendorffii, 1956 nucleotides long. Its product is annotated as pentatricopeptide repeat-containing protein At2g13600-like. The transcript has a single exon. Gene Ontology annotation, cellular component: intracellular membrane-bounded organelle. Gene Ontology annotation, molecular function: RNA binding; protein binding. The record is from RefSeq and is a predicted model, not a curated record. Gene Ontology annotation, biological process: RNA modification. NCBI's taxonomy places the organism in Eukaryota, Viridiplantae, Streptophyta, Lycopodiopsida, Selaginellales, Selaginellaceae. Bases 1 to 1956 code for a protein of 651 amino acids.